GCGGAGCGCGGGGGCGCAGGCGCGGCAGGAGCAGGAGGAGGAGCAGGAGCASGGACGGUGCUGCCAGGACCGGGCCCGCCGCCUGGAGCAGCCCCUUCCCGGGCCUGAGGAGCGGCUGCCAUGGGCAAGCGGGUGGCGCUGGUGCUCGCCGGCUGUGGCGUGUUCGAUGGCAGCGAGAUUCACGAGGCAUCGGCGGCGCUGGUGCACCUGAGCCGCGGCGGCGCGGAGGUGAAGAUAUUUGCCCCCAAUAUUGAGCAAAGGGAUGUAGUCAAUCACCUAAAAGGAAGUCCAGCAGAAGAGAAGAGAAAUGUGUUAGUUGAAAGUGCCAGGUUGGCAAGAGGAAACAUUCAGGAUUUGGCUGAACUGAAAGCUAGUGAAUUUGAUGCUGUCAUUUUCCCUGGUGGUUUUGGUGUAGCAAAGAAUCUGUGUUCCUGGGCUGUAGAUGGCAAGAAUUGUACUGUCAACGAGCAUGUGAACUCCACACUCCAAGCCUUCCACAGUGCUAAAAAGCCCAUUGGUUUGUGCUGUAUAUCACCAGUUUUGGCAGCCAAAGUCUUUCCUGGCUGUGAGGUUACCGUCGGUCAAGAUAAAAAUGUAGAUGGAAGAAUCCCAGAGGAACACCUUGCAUGGAGGAAAGUUGGAAAAAGUUGCAAGUUCAGCUGUCUUCUCUCUCAGACUUUUGAGAAUCAGUUGGUAUCAUAUGCACUUGGUAUUAUCUUCCAAACCUACUGAAAGAUUGUUAAAAACUGUUGUACCUUCUGACAUAUUGUGGUUCUGCAUUUCACACCUUGCUUACRAAGGUAUUAGAUCACUUGAUGUGUCCAUAGAGGAUAGGAAAAUCUGWCAGGAGCAACUUCUUUAACUCCCUUGUCAUCAUCAGCUAAAGAGUCACGUAGAURUUACUGUAGUUCUCUCAUUCAAGAUCCGUGUGCAGAAUUUUAUGGCUGUAUCA
This is a messenger RNA of Malurus melanocephalus (red-backed fairy wren), 952 nucleotides long. RefSeq names its product glutamine amidotransferase-like class 1 domain-containing protein 3, mitochondrial. The record is from RefSeq and is a predicted model, not a curated record. Bases 121 to 732 code for a protein of 203 amino acids. NCBI's taxonomy places the organism in Eukaryota, Metazoa, Chordata, Aves, Passeriformes, Maluridae. The transcript is spliced from 4 exons.